Molecule: messenger RNA, 2181 nt
Organism: Chanos chanos (milkfish)
Lineage: Eukaryota; Metazoa; Chordata; Actinopteri; Gonorynchiformes; Chanidae
Product: adhesion G-protein coupled receptor F1-like
Exons: 9
Coding region: 1-2181 (726 amino acids)
Biological process (GO): adenylate cyclase-activating G protein-coupled receptor signaling pathway; cell surface receptor signaling pathway
Cellular component (GO): membrane
Molecular function (GO): G protein-coupled receptor activity
Source: RefSeq, a predicted model, not a curated record
AUGCAAUGCAACGUCACCACUGUGUGCACUUACAACAGCAGUCGGAGCAAUUACACAUGUACGUGUGAGGAUCAGUACGUCUGGCCCAGUGAGAGCUGUACCACGUACGGGACGUGUGCUGGUUUUGCGAAUCAGCCCUGUCAGUGUAUCCACAGUCUUCCUCCUCAGGAGCGGCUCUGUCAGAGAGGUGUAAUACCAGCAACUCCAACUAAUGCAUCUGUGCAUACAUCCACAACGCCUGGCCCUAAAACUCCUGAUCUCAACAAUACCACCAAAAACAACAUCAACGCCAUUGACACCGUCGACACCAUUGACACCGUCAGACCAGGAAGUAUUCUCGUAGAUUUCACUCUUACACCAAACGGUGCGUUUGAUUAUGUCACAUUUCGACAACGUCUUACGCCUUUGGGUUCUUUGGAACAAAGUGAUUUUGAUUGUUCAGAUACUGAAUAUGGUGUUGGAAAUGUAAAUGAAAGAAAGACAAUAAAUUGUACUGGUGAUUUUGUGGGCACCAUGACAGCUGAAUGCAGUUCGUCUGGUAAAUGGAUAGUCAUUAAGGACAGAUGCAUCCUACGCGUUUUUGUAGACCUGCUGGAACGAUCUCGGAACUUGCCUGCAGAGAACAUCACAGGGUUUGUGACAGAACUUAACAACGAAACAGAGACCAAUAGAGCAAAUGUAACUGAAUCUCCAUUCACAGUCGUCACUAUUGUUGAAAUACUUAACAAUGUUGCAAAUGCUUCGAUACAACAGGACUUCAGGGCUAACGAAAACGUAAUGCAAGAUUUUCUCUCCACCGUGGACGUCAUAACAUCUGAUGAAGCGCAAGAAACUUGGGACGGUCUGAAUACAGACAAUGAAACUGACAGCACCAGCUCUUCACUACUUCAAUCUCUGGAAGAUAUUGGAGACACUCUGUCUAAUACCCCAUUUAAUGUAACAACAACAAGCUCUGAGCUGAGCAGGAUCUUCAAUGUGAUGACAUUUAAUUCAGUACUGGGAGUAAACGACACCACUGAAGUGGACAUUCCAGACAUUAACAUUACUGACUUCACUAUUAUGGUGUUCUCUAGUAUGCAAAACGCUUUAUCAGCCAGAACCGCCACCAACAUCAAUGACUCCGUCAUUACGUCGACUGUCAAUGGAGAUGUGGUCUUAGUCAAGUUAAAUAAUACGGUCAACAACAUCUCCUUUACCUUUGACAUCAGGAAUGAAUCACUGGGAAAUCCUCAGUGUGUCUUCUGGAAUUUUGAACUUUUAGAUGGAAUUGGUGGAUGGGAUUCCACAGGAUGUGAACUGAAGCCAGAUCCAAAUGAGACAGGAAAGGUUACCUGUGAAUGUAAUCACACCACCUCCUUUUCCAUUCUCAUGUCACCCUUCCCUAGCAUCCCAGCCUUAUCUUACAUCACUUUUAUAGGGGUGGGGAUUUCAAUGCUCAGUUUAGUUUUGUGUCUGAUCAUAGAGGUUAUAGUUUGGAAGCCACUGACCCAAAAUGACACAUCAUACAUGCGCCAUGUAUCCCUAGUGAACAUUGCCGUCUCCCUUCUGAUUGCUGACAUUUGGUUCAUUAUCGGUGCGGCUAUAGCAGGCGCGGGAAAAGAAACUCCAGUGGGUCCUUGCAGUGCGGCGACGUUCUUCAUCCAUUUUUUUUACCUUGCCCUCUUUUUCUGGAUGCUGCUCUCAGCGCUGUUUCUCCUCUACCGAACCGUCAUGGUCUUCUCCCAGAUGUCGAGAUGUACCAUGAUGUCGAUUGGCUUCUCAGUAGGAUACGGCGCCCCACUCCUUAUUGCAGUCAUUACUGUGGCAGUGACUGCUCCUGGAGGAGGAUACAUCAGAGAGAGAGAUGCUUGUUGGCUCAACUGGGACAAAACAAAGGCACUGCUGGCGUUUGUCAUACCUGCCCUGACCAUCGUGGCCAUUAACUUCAUCAUCAUGAUCGCGGUCUUGUACAAGAUGCUGAGAAGAUCUGGUCCCACGACACAACCAGAUGAAAGAAAUGCCAUGGUGGUUGCUGCCAGAUGUGUGGCAUUCUUGACGCCCAUUUUCGGUCUUACCUGGGGAUUUGGCAUCGGGACCAUGGUCUCUCGUGAUGUCGGAGUACACGUUGUUUUUGCGGUCUUAAAUUCAUUACAGGGUUUCUUUAUCUUCCUGUUUGGGACACUUUUAGACGGCAAGGUAUGA